Tripterygium wilfordii is the source of this 1407-nucleotide messenger RNA. RefSeq names its product inositol oxygenase 1. Bases 228 to 1223 code for a protein of 331 amino acids. Gene Ontology annotation, biological process: inositol catabolic process. The transcript has 12 exons. Gene Ontology annotation, molecular function: iron ion binding; inositol oxygenase activity. Gene Ontology annotation, cellular component: cytoplasm. The record is from RefSeq and is a predicted model, not a curated record. Lineage: Eukaryota; Viridiplantae; Streptophyta; Magnoliopsida; Celastrales; Celastraceae.
AACAAGAGAGAAGAAAAUCAGAAUUUUCAGGGAAGGAUUUGUGAGGAGUCCUUGGAAGGAAAAUAUGAUAAGGGCUCCGACACUUGGAAUUCUCAGUGAAGGACUCUAUCCAGCUACUAUAAAUACUUCCCCAAAAAUCAUGUGCGAUCAUCACUACCAUCUCCUCCUCUUAUUAUACUUGUCUUUCUUUUCUCUGUUUCUUUCGUUCUCCGUCUGUGCGAUUCAGGAUGACUAUCCUCGUCGACGAUCCUGCAUUUGGAGUUGAAAUUGAGGAGAAGAAGGUCGCAUGCGAGGAGAGUGAGCUGGUGUUGGACGCCGGAUUUGCAGUGCCAGACUCCAAUGCCUUCGGUCACACUUUUAGGAUUAUGCCCAUUGGUAGAGUUGCAAGGGUGCAAUCUAGACGUCGUCGGUUCAAUUCCUGGAAAAGCUUCUCCACGUCUCAUGUGGGGGUAAGGGAGAGUGAGAGGCGUGACCUCGUUGAGGGUUUCUACCGAGUCAAUCACAUUAACCAGACCUAUGACUUUGUGAAGAGGAUGAGAGAGGAGUAUGGGAAAUUGAAUAGGGUGGAAAUGAGCAUUUGGGAAUGCUGUGAGCUUCUCAAUGAAUUUGUUGAUGAGAGUGAUCCUGAUUUGGAUGAACCCCAGACUGAGCACUUGCUUCAGACAGCUGAGGCCAUUAGAAAAGACUACCCCAACGAAGACUGGCUACAUUUGACUGGCCUUAUCCAUGAUCUUGGAAAAGUUCUUCUUCAUCCUGCUUUUGGCGAACUUCCACAAUGGGCCGUUGUAGGUGACACAUAUCCUGUUGGGUGCGCCUUUGAUGGGUCAAUUGUUCACCACAAGUACUUCAAGGAAAAUCCAGACUACAAUAACCCUGCUUAUAACACAAAAUAUGGAGUGUAUUCUGAGGGUUGCGGACUUGACAAUGUGCUGAUGUCUUUCGGUCACGAUGACUACAUGUACUUGGUUGCCAAGGAUAACAAGACCACUCUUCCUUCAGCGGGACUUUUUAUUAUGCGAUAUCAUUCCUUUUAUGCUUUACAUAGGGCAGGAGCUUAUAGGCACUUGAUGAAUGAAGAAGAUGUUGAGAAUCUCAAGUGGCUGAAAACAUUCAACAAGUACGAUCUUUAUAGCAAGAGCAAAGUCCGAAUUGAUGUUGAGGAAGUGAAGCCUUAUUACCUUUCCCUCAUCGAAAAGUACUUCCCAGCAAAGCUAAGAUGGUGAAUUUGGGAGCUUUUGAAGGAUGAGAAUGAAAUUGGUGGCAGUUGAAGAAGAGUCAGAUUCUAUGGUUUUUCAAAGAGGGUCUUAUAUUUGUCAUGCUUUUUCCUUUUUUUUGUUUUGGGUGGUGGUAGAUUGGAACCUCCUCUGCCUUACUCUGAAUUCAAUAAGACUCUGAAUUUCUGCCUUA